This is a messenger RNA of Nomia melanderi (Alkali bee), 645 nucleotides long. The record is from RefSeq and is a predicted model, not a curated record. NCBI's taxonomy places the organism in Eukaryota, Metazoa, Arthropoda, Insecta, Hymenoptera, Halictidae.
AUGUCGCAGCCGCCGUCGAAACCCCACGGAAAGCCUGGGCCAGGGGGCGGUUGGUCUGCCAGACCGAACGUGCCCGGCCACAUCAGGCCCCCGUCACCUUACAGCCCCUCGAGCUCGCCGCACCCGCAACGGCCCCGGGGGCCGCCCACCCCUGUUCAUCAUGCUCAUCCUACGUCGCCGAUGACGUACUCCGGAAUGAUGCACCCGAUGAGCCCGGUGCCGAUCGGCAUGCCGAUCUCGCCGGGGAUUUCGCCGGUCUUCGGAUCACCGUCCGGCUACAUACAGUGUCCUAGACCUAGGUGGCCGUCCCCGAUGCCUGUCGGGAGCCAGGCGCCCAGACCCUACAUACCGGCUCAGAGCUCAGCGGAAAGCGGCGCAUCGUCGCCAUUGGUCUGCGGGCCGCCGGAAUACAUGAUCGGCCCGUACAGAUCCGGCGAUUACGAGUACGUCGGCGUGCCGCUGGAGCACUCGCAGACGGAAGAGGAAUCCAGCGGUCCCAGCACCGCGGAAAUAAUAGCCAACCAGAGCCAAGAUUACGUGGACGAGAAGCUCGCCGAGUACCAGGCGACGAUACAGCAACUUCAAAUGGAAACCAGUCAAACCGAGCGUACAAUCUCCGAGAAGAUUUCCAAUGAACAUGAUUAA